Molecule: messenger RNA, 2606 nt
Organism: Physcomitrium patens
Lineage: Eukaryota; Viridiplantae; Streptophyta; Bryopsida; Funariales; Funariaceae
Source: RefSeq, a predicted model, not a curated record
UUUUCUGACUCACAUCGCCUCCUCCUCGGGCUGACUUAGCUCCUCGUCGUCGGCGUCUUCGGAUCACUUACUGUGAAUCUGUGUGGAGAAUUGAAUCCCGCAAACUAUUUCCACAACAGCUUGGCCACACUCGCACACACGGUUUGGUGGCUAGCAAGGCUGGAGUUUUUCUCAAAUUUCUUUCGCGUUUUAGAGACGAAUCGAGAACAAUUAGAUUUGUUUGUGUUUGUGUGUGUGAGUAGGAGGAGGGAAGUAUUGCAUGCGGUUUGAGAUUCGAGGGUGGUGAUAGAGGUUGUGCCAUGGAGGAGGAAGCAUUGCAUGCGUCGCCGGAGUCGUCAAUGGAACAGCAAGGGAAGGAGUCUGAGGAUAACGUCAGUAACCGAGGAGCUGGUGCCGGAGAGAAGGGGGUGGAGACCUCGGAGCAAGUGAGGAAUCAGUCCGCCGAAGCCGCGCAAACGUGGCGAGAUAAGCUGCCGGAGGUGGUGCGUCAAGGCGCGGAUCUUGUCAAGGCUAAGGUGCAGCCUCUGAUGGAGCACCCAUAUGUCGCCCAGAGUGCGGAGACGGUGCAGCAGGGGAUUCGGCAGACGUCGGCGGUUAUCGCACAGAGCGCUGCGGCUGCUCCCGCGAGGUUGCAGCCGAUUGUUAACCACCCUUACGUCCAGAAGUCGACGGGUGUGCUCAGCUCUGGCGCGGCGCAAUUCAAGCCCCUGGUGGUUAGCACUACUGAUAUUGUGUCCAGCAGCUUGCAGCCCGUGGUUGGGAAGGCAGCCGAGACGGUGCAGCUUAGUAAAGAGACGGCGAAGAAGAUAUACUAUAAAGAGGAAGGCUACGAAUCGGCCAAAAUCUUGCCGUACUUCGCAGGCAGCCUCGGGAUUUUAAUCUUCUGCAUCCUCCUCGCAGGCUGGAGUUCUAGCGAUGGAAGUUCCAAAUACAAUGUGGAUGUAUCCAACAUAGUUGCUGAUAAGAUUAAGCUGCCGAAUGGACGGCACUUCGCCUACGUUGAGCACGGCGCCAGCAAAGCGGAUGCAAAGCACAACGUUCUGUUUGUCCAUGGCCUCAUGUCAUCUCGACUCUUGGGACCCUCUGGCAUUAAUGAGGAUUUGCUCAAGAAGUACUCGAUUCGUUUGGUGUUUUAUGACCGGCCGGGGAUUGGGCAAAGCGAUCCUCAACCGAAGCGCACCUUGAACUCAUCAGCAGAAGAUAUGGCAGACAUCGCCGAUGCAUUGGGCAUGGGAAGCAAAUUCUGGGUCUUCGCCCACUCCGGUGGCGCCGUGUACGCAUGGGCUGCCCUCCACUACAUUCCUGAUCGACUGGCUGGAGUGGCCAUGUUUGGACCCUUGAUGAACCCAUACGCCAAGAACAUUACAAAGGAGGAAAGCAAAGCCAUGUGGGCUGGUUUGAGCGGGUUGAGUUCCCCAUUCUGGUACGCUCGGCACUUUCCUUCUUUCGUCCCCAGAAAACUCAAGAGUAAUAUCAAGAAGGUCAACAAAUACAUGAAGAACAUCAAGCAGUCUGUCAAUUCGAAGGAUCGCGCUCUUAUUGAGACAGAUGCCUUUGGUGAAGCGUGGGAACGUGCAGUUCAGGAAUCAGUGCGUUCAAAAGACCCCAAGCCACAUGCACAGGAUCUGAUCCUGCAAGCUCAGGACUGGGGCUUCCAGUUAUCCGAUAUCCGACCCAAGCCAGCGAAGAGGAGCUUGCUCAGUCGCAUUUUUUUAUUCUUUAGAAGCUCAGAAAUGCCUGGGUUUUCCGGACCAAUCCAUAUUUUUCAUGGAACUGAGGAUAAGGUAGUGCCUUUGGUUAUGAGUGAGUAUGCGAAGCGGAUCCUUCCCCAAGUGGAGCUCCACAAACUGCAGGGAGAGGGACAUUACUCCUGGUUCUUCAACUGUGACCACUGUCACCGUGAGUUAUUAAAAACCCUAUUUGGUGAGGUGGCGGGGCUAGAGGAACUGGACGCGCCAGUUGCGUCGGAGGAUGGCAUCAACCCAGAACCUGAGAACGAUGAACACCAACAAAAUCAGGAGGAAGAGAAUGCAAAGACUCUGGAGCCUCAUCUGAGGAUUGAGAAGCCUAAAGGCGUGAUACCGCAAGGGCCUGAGAAGCCAGAGGAAGGGGCUCUAAAUGACCUCACCAUCGCUGAGAAAGAGGCUGAGAAGAUUGCUCUGUUUAAAGAAGCAGGAUUGGAGCCCCCAAUCGAACCCCAAAUCGGUCUCAGCCCUGAGCAGUAUGACGAACUACAACACGAGAUUGAGGUAAAACAUAGCCAUGAGCAUGAGGCCAAACAUCAUGAGGAACUCUGAGGUGUAUGUAUUACUAAGUCUUCGUACUGGAAGUGUCGAAAUCUGAGCUUUGGUUAAGUGCAGGCAUUACGUAGGAUGUUUGAAGGUAGUUGUGCAUUUGCAACGAUUCUACUACUCUGGAAAUCAAAUGUAUAUAUGGAGGUCCGAAGUAGCUUGGGUGGUCAAACUGCCUUCACUGUUAUAUCUCAGCUUACAAUGUGACUACAUUUCACAUCAAGGUUGUAAUGAUCUCACAGUUGCAUAGAAUAUAUUACACAAACGUUGGAAUGCCAAUUUUUCUGUGGGUGCAUUCGUCAUUUGGUAACGUCA